ACCCCGGACAGAUUACCUGAGACUUUCUCUCUCCCUCCCCUUCCUCCUCAGUUCUCCCGCGCGCGCUGCCUCACGUACUUAGAGACUGCUUCGGCCAUGGUUCCGUAGCCUCCUAAAAUGAGAGAGACACCCACGCCUUCCGGCUCAUGGACGCCAUCUUCGCGCUCACGGCGGGGGCCCGGGCGCGCGUCCUGGAGCGCGCUGCACCCCGCAUCCCCGGCUGCCUCUACGUCUGCCUCUGGACGCCGGUGAUCGCCGGCCAGCUCCCUUCCAGCCAUUUGUUCUGCUUGGAUGCGUGGAUCAGCAACGGAGGCGGAGGUGAUCGCGCACGGGCGGUGUUCGAGGCGUACCGAGGAGCGCUCUGUGCCGUCGUGAGCGGCUGUGUGCCCGGGUGGGCGUACAAGGACGGCCGCGCGUACAUGGAGCUGCCGGAGCCUGACCUCACGGCGUCGGCGUCGCUGCAGGUGCAGCAGCAGUUCUACCAUGAAGCCGGUACGAAGAUGGCGGUGUUCAUGGGCUGCGACAACGGAGAGAUCGAGAUCGGGCUGUCGACAACCUCAGCGCCGGCGGUGGCGGACCACGUGCAGCAGUCCCUCUUGGAGGAGCUCAUGCAGCUGACGCCGACGCGGCCGUCGUCGUCCUCCUCCUCGCUGCCGUCCCUCUCCAUCGGGAGCCCGGAGUACUCCUCACUAAUCCGUUCGAUGGCGAUGACGGUAGCUGCGGCCACCGAGCCAUCCUCGCAAGAACGGCAGCAGCUGCCACUGCAGCCGGCGGUGCAGCUGCACGGGUUGCUCGCGCCGGUCUACGUGCCUCAUGGCCACGCGCCGUUCCCGAGCGCCGAGGCCGACGACGCCGCAAUGGCGCAGGCAAUACUCGCGGUCAUCUCCUCCUCCGCACCGCCAGCGCCGAUCACCUCGGUGCCACUUCCGUCGUCCCCUCCGUGGCUGGCCCGCCACCACGAGCAGCGCUCGUCGCCACGGCGCAGGGUGGGGGCGUUCAAGGCGUACAACGCGGCGCUCUCGCCAAGGGCGCGGCCGCGGCCCGGCGCUCCGGGGCAGAGGAUGAUCAAGACGGCCAUCGCGCUCAUGGUGAGCGUGCAUAUGGCAAUGCGCGACCGGGAGCUCGCCGCGGCGCGCCAGCAGGAGGAUAUCGCCGCCGCACAGCCGCCAGAGCCGCCGCCGCUGGCGGCUCAACCCACCAGCAGCCAGCUGCACCACAUGAUCUCGGAGCGGCGCCGGCGCGAGCGGCUCAACGAGAGCUUCCAGACUCUCAAAGCACUGCUCCCUCCCGGAUCAAAGAAGGACAAGGCAACAGUUCUCGCCAACACGACGGAAUACAUGAACAAGCUAAUCGCCGAAGUGUGCGACCUCGAAGAGAAGAACCGGCAGCUCGAAGCGCGGCUUGGCCCGCCCGGCGAGACCCAGCAAACUGCAAGCGACGACUCUCCGGUUAAAGUGCAAGUUGAUGUGACCACCGGCGCAUCGAUCUCAACGUCGACGUCCGGUCAGCCUCAGGAGGUGACCAUUAGGGUCACCGUCCGGGCGGAGUGCGACCUGUCGGAGCUAGUGAUCGCCAUGCUCGCACGGAUCAAGGAGAUGGGGCGCUUCGCCGUGGUGACCGUCGAUGCCCGGCAAAGGAGCAGCACUCAUGCACAAGUCGGCAUCACAUUGCGAGUUGCGGCCGGCGACGACGAGCUCGACGAGGCAUCCCUGAAGGAAGCUGUGGCGAAGGUUGUCCAGGAUGCGGUGACAAGACCGCCAUCGCCGCCGCCGGGGUCGCCGUAGGCUGGGCCCCGCCCGGCCGGAACCAAUGGGGUGGCGCACAUCAGUUUUGACCGGAUCAGGGCAAGGAGAAUGCAGUUUUGGAGGCACUGAAUGGUGUCUGUGUUUUUCUUCAGUCGUUUUCCAUGUCUUGUGAUACUUCAGGCAAAGUUGAUUAGGACUUUGAUUUGGAUUGUUAGAUCAGGAUUCAAGAGAGAGGAAUAAGUACAUAGCGGGACUGAUUAGCCAUCUAGUACUGUACUCAGAUUAGUCGCAAGAAAAUAUAGCAGAGUUUUCAGAUUGAUGUUAGUUAGAUGUCUAUGCAAUGCCCAAUAUUGUGACUAGAUUUGCUAUUUACAAGUCGUCUGAUUUCUUUU
Messenger RNA from Phragmites australis (common reed), 2137 nucleotides. Its product is annotated as putative transcription factor bHLH041. The transcript is spliced from 7 exons. The record is from RefSeq and is a predicted model, not a curated record. Lineage: Eukaryota; Viridiplantae; Streptophyta; Magnoliopsida; Poales; Poaceae. Bases 147 to 1784 code for a protein of 545 amino acids. Gene Ontology annotation, molecular function: protein dimerization activity.